GAUGCUUCUCUCUCUCUCUGUCUCUCUAGAAAAGUCAUGGGCCAGUUGUCAGGUUAGGGUUUUUGUACCCUUUGGAGGACAGAGUUUCAACGCAAAAUAAUCACUUGAAAUUCCUCCAGAUAAGGUGUGAACAAAACAGAACAGAACAGAACAGAACCAGGACAUGGUUUGUUGAUGGUUUGUGAGUAGAUUUUGAUACCAAACACAAGUAUUAGAGUUACAGAACUGUUGUUGAUUCCCGGGGAAGUUGGUGAAAAUGGAAGAGCAAGUAAUUUUUGGUUGUGGGUCUUAUGUGAAUUCGUCUAGGGAAGUGAAAUUCGAAGAAGAUGAAGAAGAUUUCCGGAGCUGUUGCGAAGAUGAAGACGAAUUGAAGGAGAGGGAAGAAACCGCAAAGGAAGGUUCAAAGAAUAAUCUUGAUGAUGUUUCGGUGAAUAUGUUCUUCAAGGGUGCAUCAAUAGCAGAGGCUGGAGGUUGUGGUGCUGGGGUCUCUGGGAUUGGUGUAGUUAUAGAAAGAUCAGCUAAUUUUCCUUCUAUUCAAGUGCAGAAAAAGCUUGAUUUUUUUGUGGAUGAGUCUGUGGCGGACUAUUUAGCUUUGAUGGAUGGUCUGUUGGAGGCUGCGCAAAAUAAGAUUAUGCGGGUAUUUGCUUUUACUGACUCGGAGAUUUUAUAUGAUCAGAUUAUUAAUGUGGAGAAACUUGAGAAUCCACUUCUUCUAGCAUUGAGGCAAAGGAUCCUAGAACAUGCCAAAGAUCUGGAUACAUUUAUUCUUAAAUUGGUACCCUAUACUGACCUAGAAAGGCCAUUACACUUGGCCCAAGUGGCAAUUGGGAUUGUCUCUUUUCCUGCUGCUGAGGGAGAUGAAUCAUAUGAAAACUGUUCCAUUUGUUCUGAGGAGAAGCCAGCAAAGAUGAUGAUCACAAUGAAAUGUUCCCACAAGUUUUGCUCCCAUUGUAUGAAAACCUAUGUCAAUGAGAAAGUACAGUCCGCUCAAGUCCCCAUUAGAUGUCCUCAGUUGAGGUGCAAAUAUUAUAUCUCUGCCACUGAAUGCAGAUCUUUUCUUCCUGUUGUCUCUUAUGAAAUGUUGGAGAGAGCACUUGCAGAUGCAAAUGUUCUCCACUCGGACAAAAUUUAUUGCCCCUUUCCAAAUUGUUCGGUUCUUUUUUAUCCUCAUGAAUGCUUAUCAGCAAGGGCAAGCUCAUCAAGUCAGUCAGAAAACAGUUGUGUGGAGUGCCCAGUUUGUCACAGAUUUAUCUGUGUUGAAUGUGGGGUCUCUUGGCAUUCUUUGUUGAGCUGUGAAGAGUAUCGAAACCUCCCUUUGGAGGAGAGGGAUGCUGGUGACAUUACACUCCAUCGUCUAGCACAAAAUAAAAGGUGGAGGCGCUGCCAACAGUGCUGGCGGAUGAUUGAGCUAACACAUGGUUGCUGCCACAUGACAUGCCGAUUUGCUUACCUGAUUUGCCUCUGCAGGUGUGGGCACGAGUUCUGUUACUCGUGUGGUGCCGGUUACAGGGAUGGUGAACAGACAUGUCAGUGUGCAUUCUGGGAUGAAGAGAACUCUGAGGACUCAGUCACUCACCCUACACAAGAAUCCGAACAGUGGGCAUGGGAUAGCUAUGAUUCAUUCCCUGUGAUUAUGGAUUCUUACUCAGAUCAAGAGAGAUCACAGCUGGCACUAAUCCAGAGUUUCCUUUCGGGGGGAUUCAGUUUGAGUGAUCAUCAGAUUCAUCACCCUCACCAAUCCCCGCCUCGCUGUACAGACUCUUAUGUCGAUACCAUGAAGGAUCUCCAUCAACUUCCUUGGCUCGAAAGGUUUGUCUCCGUUAUAAGUGAUAGCUACUAUGAGGAUUACAUUCAAUGAAGCAAAUAUAAUACUGAAUAUUCCAGAAAUUGGAAAUAAGCCUUUUAGCACCACCCAAAAAACAAAAAGCUUGGGAGGAGGUAGAAUCUCUAACUCUUUCACUCCAUUUUCAUUUUUAGAGACCGUGCUAAUAGGGACUGCUCAAUUUUUUUUUAUGUAGUUUUCAAUCUGUAAGACUUGUGCCCCUGAAUUUCCUUGCAUAAGAGUAAGGAAUUGUUGUAUGAUAGAAAAAGAGGAAAGGAGAAAAAUGAGAAACAUAUACGUGACAACUGAUUAAAAAUCAAUGAAAGAAGCAUGUUCAUCUCUC
This is a messenger RNA of Camellia sinensis, 2165 nucleotides long. RefSeq names its product E3 ubiquitin-protein ligase RSL1. Lineage: Eukaryota; Viridiplantae; Streptophyta; Magnoliopsida; Ericales; Theaceae. The record is from RefSeq and is a predicted model, not a curated record. Gene Ontology annotation, biological process: protein ubiquitination. Gene Ontology annotation, molecular function: nucleic acid binding; RNA-DNA hybrid ribonuclease activity; zinc ion binding.